AUGUUCCACGCGGCCAAAGACCUCCCGCGGCCAUCUUUAAGCCAGGACACACCAUAUACCCGCGACUCGGGCUUGGAUUCGGAACCCGAUGCAACCACAAACAGGCAGAAACCCCUCACAAAGGUGGACCUCCGCAGCAUGCUACAAGAGGCUACAGCCGACAUCAAGGCCCACACAGCGGCAGAAUUAGAGCGGCACAUCUCGGGCAUCAAAGAAGAUUUGGAGGCCCUCAACACCCGCACCACGCAGGCAGAAACGGACAUUACACAUCUUCAAACAGCCUACUCCCAACACGGACAAGACAUAUACUACUUAAGCGACAAAAUUCAAUACCUGGAGGAUAGUUUAGAAGACCUCAAUAACCGCUCCCGCAGAAAUAAUAUCAGGAUAAGGUGCCUGCCGGAAGCAAUAGAGGCCGACGCCAUCUUGCCCACGCUCCGCGACCUCUUCCACGCCAUACUCCCUGACUCCACAGAAUGGGAGCGCGAAAUAGAUCGGGCCCACAGGGCGCUGCGGCCUCUGGCACUCAACCCCACCUCACCCAGGGACAUCAUAGUCCGUAUGUCACACUUUGCCACAAAGGAAAAGAUAAUGGCCGCCACCAGGGCCUCACUGCCAAAACUUGGGGCCUAUACAUUGGCCUUUUUCCAAGACUUGGCGCCGUCCACCCUUAAAAAAAGGAGAGACCUCAAGCCCCUAACAAUGGCUCUCACCAAAAAAGGAAUCAAAUAUAGAUGGGGCCACCCCUUUAAGCUGCAGGUGCGAUUCGGAGACCAAGACCGCGUCCUGCAUCACCCCGCGGAAAUGGAGGACUUCGCCGCAGCACUAGGCCUCCAACUCCUCACCGGGACGUCGACAGCUGACCGGAGCAACACUGCACCGAAAGAAACCCUCAACGCAGCACAACCACCCAGGAACCCAGCCAAGAAGCGGCCCCUUCCACAGGCAGAAGCAGCCACUCCACGAUGA
Messenger RNA from Pelobates cultripes (western spadefoot toad), 969 nucleotides. NCBI's taxonomy places the organism in Eukaryota, Metazoa, Chordata, Amphibia, Anura, Pelobatidae. The record is from the annotation of a GenBank genome assembly.